Molecule: messenger RNA, 528 nt
Organism: Arabis nemorensis
Lineage: Eukaryota; Viridiplantae; Streptophyta; Magnoliopsida; Brassicales; Brassicaceae
Source: the annotation of a GenBank genome assembly
AUGAUUGCAACUAGAGAUAAGAAAGAUGUGGAGCCGAGAUGCCUUCUACCAAUCCAAUCAAAAGUUGAUACCAAACUUUUGGAUGAAGCCAUUGAUGUCAUUAUUGUCCCAGAUGUAGCUGUGGCUUUAACAAGCUCUGAAUCAACUCCCACUGUCACAACCAUUGAUAUUGUUGCGCUUGCGCCCUUAACUUCACAAGUUGCCGAUCUAGUUUGUGUUCCUUUAGUGGAUGACUACCUUGAACCAUAUUCAGCUUGUGUUUCAAGGUCCAUAGAAACCCCUACUAUACCUACUCAAGUUACUAAGCUUGUUGAUAGCAAUCUACCAGCUUUGAUGGAUGAUGCUACUCUUACAUCCUUUGGCCAGCAUUCUGAUUCUGUUAUUACUCCACUUCCACCAGUCACUAAUGCGGCUGCGGAAGGUGAUGCUUAUGCUAUUAACCAGUUUACUGAUUUUGCAAUGGGAGCGUAUACAUGUGGAAGAGGAAACAACGGAAGACGUGGCCGAGGCCGUGGAUCGAAUGUCUAA